Agelaius phoeniceus (red-winged blackbird) is the source of this 1580-nucleotide messenger RNA. Lineage: Eukaryota; Metazoa; Chordata; Aves; Passeriformes; Icteridae. The record is from RefSeq and is a predicted model, not a curated record.
ACCGUCCCGCCGCCAGCGAGAUGCACCGACAACCGGCGCGACAGCGGAUCAGGGCAGCCCUGUUGUCAGAGCCGCUCACCGAGUCCACCGGAGCCGCCGAGGGCCGCGAUCGGGGCGAGAGUGCUGCGGCGGCGCGGUGCGGACCAGGAAGGCGGCGCGUUCCCAGCGCGCCCCGCGCGGGCCAGGCGCGCGGCCGCGGGCAAGAUGGCGGCGGGUGCGGGGCGGCCGUGAGGCCCCGGCACGGCGGGGAUGGAACCGCCCGCGGCGCCGGGCCCCGAGCGGCUCUUCGACUCGCACCGGCUCCCGACCGAUGGGUUCCUGCUCCUGGCCCUGCUGCUCUACGCCCCCGUGGGGCUCUGCCUGCUCGUCCUGCGCGUCUUCAUCGGCGUCCACGUGUUCCUGGUCAGCUGCGCCCUGCCCGACAGCGUCGUGCGCCGCCUGCCCUGAGCGGUGCCCCAGGGUUCAUCUGCUGGUCCCGGGGCUUCAUGGAGCUGGGAGUGACGGGCAGCCGGGCGGAGCUGGUGGAUUCCCUCAAGGAAUACUCGGCCCAGCAAGGGAACCCCCCCCUGCUGCUGUUCCCAGAGGAGGCUGCCACCAACGGCAGGGCCGGGCUGCUCCGCUUCAGCUCCUGGCCCUUCUCCAUCCUGGAUGAGGUCCAGCCCGUUGCCCUGCAGGUCCGGAGGCCGUUGGUGGCUGUGAGCGUGGCUGACUCCUCCUGGAUCACGGAGCUGCUCUGGACCUUCUUUGUUCCCUUCACAGUUUAUCAAGUAAGGUGGAUGCCGUCUGUCCCCAGACGAGCGGACGAGCGGAGUGAGGACUUUGCGCUCCGAGUUCAGGAGCUCUUGGCCAUGGAGCUGGGUGUGGUAUCCACACGGAUCACCGCUGCCGACAGGACCGAGCACAUGAAGAGGCUGAGGCACACGGCACAAAGGCUGCCCUUUGCCCCAGCCUCGAGCCAGCGCCCGGCAGCCCGGCCCAGGGUGCCCCCCAGCCUGCCCAGGGGUGCUCCUGAGGACGUGAGGGUGGUGGCCAUGGCACAGCAGGUCAAGGAGGUGCUGCCUCACGUGCCCUUGGAGGUCAUCAGGACAGACCUGGUCCAAACCAACUGUGUGGACACCACCAUUGCCAACUUGCUGGAGGGGAGAGUUCACUUCUUCCCUGAGAAUAAAGAGCCUGGAGACCUGCCUGCCCCAUCUACCUCCCAGGCUGCAGCUGCUUCUGGCAUCCAGGGCUCUGUGCCUGCGCCUUCUUCUAAGCCGGCUCCAAAGCAGUUUGCAAAGUCCCCCGUGGAGCGUCACCUGUCCCUGCAGGAGAGGAAACGAGCCUUGUACGACUAUGCCAGGAGGCGGUUCGCUGAGAAGCACGGCGCGGCAAGGGCCGGCGGCAGCCCCUGACCGGGCCGGACCGGGCCGGUGGCAACCCCUGACCGGAGCGCCGGGCCGGGCCGGUGGCAACCCCUGACCGGAGCGCCGGGCCGGGCCGGUGGCACCGGGAGCGCGCGGGCCCCGCGCGGGCGGGACGGGCCGAGACGGGCUGGGCGGGGGCGCCCCCUGGCGGCGGAAAUAAACGGCGGCAGCGUC